GCAACAGUAGCCCAGGAGGAUGGCUGGCAGCAGCAGUGAGCUGGCAGCAGCCCGGGCAGGGGCAGCGUGGCCUGGAGGAGGUGGGCACGGAGGGCAUGGAUUUGGAGGCAGACCGACCAUACGUCCCUCAGGGGACUCUGGAGACAGACUUCCCAACCCCGUUGUACAGUGACGAGUACCUCACGCUGCGCGGGCCCCGCAAUGCCCCCGUCCUGAAGCAGGCCGUGCGCUGGAAGUGCACCCCCAUGGGCCGAGACGCCAUCCCCCAGACCUGGUACACGGGGCUGACCAACAGCGACAACCGAGACGUCUGGUACACGCUCACCAGUGGCCUGAGCCGCGAGGCCUACCACCGCUGGGCCCGCUCCCUUGCCAAGAGGGAGCGGAAGACCUUGCCCCCUGCCUAUGCCCAGCACCUGCGGGAGGGAUCAUGGUUUGACCCAGUGGUCCCUGCCCAGUACUUGGAGCCCAGCACCAGGUGGGGGGCCUUCCUGUGGAAAGACAAACCCGUCCUAGGGAAGGAGUAUGUUGUCAACCGUAACCGCGCCAGCAGUGAGCUGAAGGGCCACGCUGGCUACGUCCCCUGCCUGGCCGCCCACACGCCCGCCUUCACCACCAGGGACUUCCGCACCUGGACGCUCUUCAGCCACCAGCCAUCCACCAACCAGUAAACGCUGCUGUGCCGCAGGCUGCCUCCGUCGGGCUGGGGGGAGCGAGCAGGGUUGGGGCUGAGUCACCCCCAGUGGCCUGAGUUGCUGGGCUGCCAGGGGCUCCCGGGUGUCCUACUGCAAGGAGCCUGGCUCUGGGCCCGUGGCUGGCUGGAGUUGUGGCCAGCGGCCCUGGGUACCCGUGGCAGGCCUGUCUAGGCUGAGCAGACCCUUCCCACCCAUGCACCUGCCUCAGCUGCUGUGCCACCCCCAGCGGGCUCCCCUCCGGGGAACACACAGCCUUGCCCGGCUGCCUUCCUAGCUCUGCCCAACCCCCGCCCCUCGGUCGAGCCUUGGGGCCGGAAUGGGCAGCAGCCAGAGGAGUUAACGGCCCCCCAGCCGUUCAUUUCUGCCCGGGCAGACACUGGCGCUGUGCAUGGGCAGGGCCAGAGGGCUCCUGGCAGGCUGUGCACCCAGCAGCCCCUCGCUCCAUGCCCCUUAGCUCGCUCCUUGGUGUGAUGCUCCCUGCCCAGACUCACGUCUCUCCUGUGCUGGCCCGGCGUGGAGCUGCCUGGCUGUAGGGUCCUGGGCUGGGCCCAGGUUCCCCUUGACAUGCACUUACUGGGGGUCCUCUAGGGCUCACCCACCGCCCCCAGUCCUCCCUUCCCUUGGCAGCAGAACCUGCUCUGGGCUCCUCCCCACACUGGCCUGGGGCCUUGUAGGGGACACAGUUGAUGCUGGGGGCAGGCGUUCAGGCCCCCCAGGGUUCACUGCUCUGUUCUGCCUCGGUGGCACCACUGCUGCCCUGAGCUGGCCGUGCCCAGCAGGGCCCACCCAGCAUCUCGCCACUGCUUUGUUCCUGCUGCAGGCAGCCCCAGAGGCUGGCAGCCGUUCUGCGCCAGCAGCUUCUUGAGACCAUCUCCCAGGCCCUAGGACUGUCCUGCCUGGGCAGCUGGGCUUACCUGGCCCUAUCCCCACCCCCCAUCUCUCCAGGACCCACUCGCUCACCAGCGCCCCAGAGACUCAUAUAAUCUCAGGGUUGGAAGGGACCUCAGGAGGUCAUCUAGUCCAACCCCCUGCUCAAAGCAGGACCAAUCUCCAGACAGAUUUUUGCCCCAGAUCCCUAAGUGGCCUCCUCAAGGAUUGAGCUCACAACCCUAGGUUUAGUAGGCCA
Molecule: messenger RNA, 1821 nt
Organism: Malaclemys terrapin pileata
Lineage: Eukaryota; Metazoa; Chordata; Testudines; Emydidae
Gene: TEKTIP1
Product: tektin bundle interacting protein 1
Exons: 4
Coding region: 96-671 (191 amino acids)
Source: RefSeq, a predicted model, not a curated record